This is a messenger RNA of Gavialis gangeticus (Gharial), 3324 nucleotides long. RefSeq names its product solute carrier family 12 member 7-like. Bases 67 to 3309 code for a protein of 1080 amino acids. Gene Ontology annotation, molecular function: potassium:chloride symporter activity. The transcript has 25 exons. NCBI's taxonomy places the organism in Eukaryota, Metazoa, Chordata, Crocodylia, Gavialidae. The record is from RefSeq and is a predicted model, not a curated record. Gene Ontology annotation, biological process: potassium ion import across plasma membrane; chemical synaptic transmission; chloride ion homeostasis. Gene Ontology annotation, cellular component: membrane.
GGCAACUAUCAGCUUCCUGUUGUUUUGUUGCUUCAUACCUGAAGAGCCAGCAGCUUUUUCUUUAUUAUGAAUGAACAAGAUUAUGAGGAAGGUGGGCCAAGCUCGGGAGAUGGGGUUCCAAGGGAAAGUAGUCCAUUUAUUACCAAUGCUGACAUGGACAAAGGGAUUAUCUAUGAAGGAAAAAACAUGGCUCUCUUUGAGGAAGAAAUGGAUAGCAACCCCAUGGUAUCAUCUCUGCUUAAUAAACUAGCAAACUAUACCAAUCUGACUCAAGGUGUAAUUGAACAUGAAGCAGAUGAAGACAUCAAAAGAAGAGAAAUCAAGGCUCCACGUAUGGGCACUUUCAUUGGUGUGUACUUGCCCUGCCUACAAAACAUUUUAGGAGUUAUCCUUUUCCUGCGUUUGACUUGGAUUGUUGGAACAGCUGGGGUCCUUGAAUCUUUCAUCAUCGUGUUCAUGUGCUGUGCUUGUACUAUGCUAACAGCAAUUUCAAUGAGUGCAAUAGCAACAAAUGGUGUAGUCCCAGCUGGUGGUUCAUACUACAUGAUUUCAAGAUCUUUAGGGCCAGAGUUUGGCGGAGCAGUGGGUCUCUGUUUUUACUUGGGUACAACCUUUGCAGGAGCUAUGUAUAUUCUUGGUACCAUUGAAAUUUUGUUGACAUAUAUUUCUCCUAGUGCUGCUAUAUUUAAAUCUGAAGAUGGUGGAGAAGCAGAGGCCAUGUUAAACAACAUGAGAGUUUAUGGGACGUGCAUUAUUGCACUCAUGGCGAUAGUAGUCUUUGUCGGAGUCAAAUAUGUCAACAAACUUGCACUAGUCUUCCUUGCUUGUGUGAUCCUUUCCAUUAUUGCCAUUUAUGCUGGUGUUAUUAAGACUGCUUUUGACCCACCAGACUUUCGUAUUUGUCUUCUUGGAAACCGUACAUUGUCAAGACGCAACUUUGACACUUGUGCCAAAUUUACUAAAAUAGAUAAUAAAACGGAGACUACGAGGCUGUGGAGACUCUUCUGUGACAGUGCCUUGCUCAAUGCCACAUGUGAUGAAUACUUCAGCUUAAAUAAUGUGACUGAAAUUCAAGGAAUUCCUGGUGUAAGCAGUGGAGUCCUAAUUGAUAACUUGUGGAGUACCUAUUCAGACAAGGGAUCAGUUGUUGAAAAGAGAGAACUGCCAUCGCUUACUGGAACAGAAGAAACAAAAGUUGCAGGGUUACCUUAUGUUUUCACAGACAUCAUGACUUUCUUCACCAUGCUAGUAGGGAUCUAUUUUCCAUCGGUGACAGGUAUUAUGGCUGGUUCUAACAGAUCUGGUGACCUUAAGGAUGCUCAGAAAUCUAUUCCAACUGGAACAAUUUUGGCUAUUUCAACGACAUCCUUCAUUUAUCUGUCAUGCAUAGUCUUAUUUGGUGCCUGUAUAGAAGGCGUGAUAUUAAGAGAUAAGUUUGGAGAAGCAGUUAAUGGAAACCUAGUGAUUGGUACCUUGGCAUGGCCUUCCCCAUGGGUGAUUGUAAUUGGCUCAUUCUUUUCAACAUGUGGUGCUGGUCUUCAGAGUCUCACUGGUGCUCCCCGGCUGUUGCAGGCUAUUUCAAGAGAUGGCAUUGUCCCAUUUCUUCAUGUGUUUGGUCAUGGAAAAGCAAAUGGCGAACCAACCUGGGCUUUGCUUCUCACUGCUUGUAUUUGUGAGAUAGGAAUUCUCAUAGCCUCUCUGGACAGCGUAGCACCGAUUCUUUCAAUGUUUUUCCUCAUGUGCUAUAUGUUUGUGAACUUGGCCUGUGCAGUACAGACCCUUUUACGAACUCCAAACUGGAGACCUCGUUUCAAGUUUUACCACUGGACUCUCUCAUUCCUGGGGAUGAGUCUGUGUCUUGCCUUGAUGUUCAUCUGCUCUUGGUACUAUGCUUUGAUUGCUAUGGUGAUUGCUGGAUGUAUUUACAAAUACAUAGAAUAUAGAGGAGCUGAAAAAGAAUGGGGGGAUGGAAUCAGGGGGUUGUCCUUGAAUGCAGCUCGCUAUGCUUUGCUUCGGGUUGAAGCAGGACAUCCACACACCAAGAACUGGAGGCCUCAAGUCUUAGUUUUGUUGAAUUUGGAUUCAGAACAGCUGGUUAAGCACCCUAGAUUGCUUUCUUUCACCUCUCAGCUGAAGGCUGGUAAAGGAUUGACCAUUGUAGGAUCUGUCCUUCAAGGAAUAUACUUGGAUAAAUGUGUAGAAGUUCAAAAAGCUGAAGAGAAUGUUAAAUCCUUAAUGGCAAUAGAAAAAACAAAGGGAUUCUGCCAGAUUGUGGUGUCUCCAAAUUUGAGAGAUGGAGUCUCCCAUUUAAUUCAGUCUGCUGGUCUCGGAGGGAUGAAGCAUAAUACAGUCCUGAUGGCAUGGCCGCAGUCAUGGAAGCUCACAGAUAAUCCAUUUUCAUGGAAAAACUUUGUUGACACUGUACGUGAAACAACAGCAGCACAACAAGCUCUGUUGGUUGCCAAAAACAUUGAUUUGUUUCCAGCAAAUCAAGAGCGCUUUUCUGAAGGGCACAUAGAUGUGUGGUGGAUUGUUCAUGAUGGCGGGAUGCUGAUGUUGCUUCCUUUCCUGCUUCGACAGCACAAGGUUUGGAGAAAAUGUAAAAUGCGUAUUUUCACUGUAGCCCAGAUGGAUGACAACAGUAUUCAAAUGAAAAAGGAUCUUCAGAUGUUUUUGUAUCAUCUUCGAUUGAAUGCUGAGGUGGAAGUUGUUGAAAUGUUUGAAAAUGACAUUUCAGCAUUCACAUAUGAGAAAACACUUGUGAUGGAACAGCGAUCUCAGAUGUUAAAACAGAUGCAGUUGUCCAAGAAUGAAAGGGAAAGGGAGAUUCAGAGCAUCACUAAUGAGUCUCGAGGCUCAAUCAGAAGACAAAGGCACUUUAGUCCACAGUCCAUUGGUCAAGAUAAACAGGUUCUGGUGCCCAAUGACAAGCGAGAGGAUGAGGCUCAGCUAAUCCACGACAGAAAUACUGCAUCCCAUUCGGCAGCAGUUGUCCAAGCCAGUGCUGCUGCAGCUGCACCUGAAAGAGUGCAAAUGACCUGGACUAAAGAAAAGCUUGUUUCUGAAAAACAUAAAAACAAAGAAACAAAUCUGACAGGUUUUAAAGAUAUCUUCAACCUGAAGCCAGAAUGGGGAAAUCUGAAUCAGACAAAUGUCAGAAGAAUGCACACUGCUGUGAAGCUCAAUGGAGUAGUACUUAAUAAGUCACAAGAUGCCCAGCUAGUUUUACUGAACAUGCCUGGACCUCCAAAAAGCAAAAAAGGGGAUGAAAACUGUAUCCUAAACUGUACUGAUACAAUAUUGAUGUGAAACAUCAUUAUUACA